Penicillium verhagenii is the source of this 3474-nucleotide messenger RNA. RefSeq lists its product as uncharacterized. NCBI's taxonomy places the organism in Eukaryota, Fungi, Ascomycota, Eurotiomycetes, Eurotiales, Aspergillaceae. Gene Ontology annotation, molecular function: hydroxymethylglutaryl-CoA reductase (NADPH) activity; protein binding. Bases 1 to 3474 code for a protein of 1157 amino acids. Gene Ontology annotation, biological process: coenzyme A metabolic process; ergosterol biosynthetic process; isoprenoid biosynthetic process. The transcript has 2 exons. The record is from RefSeq and is a predicted model, not a curated record. Gene Ontology annotation, cellular component: peroxisomal membrane; endoplasmic reticulum membrane.
AUGAUUGCUUCCUCGCUACUCCCCUUACGCCUGCGCAAUGACCAAUCGAUGUAUCAACGCCGUCCCUUUUAUCUGGGUAACAAGGCAAUCAACUCGAUUCUCCAAUAUUUGUCCAAGACCGCGUGCAAACACCCGAUUCAUACCCUGUGCACCAUAGCCAUACUCGUCAGUACGACAUAUAUCCGAGCACUCAAAAACAGUGUUUUCCACGCAUCUGGAAAUACCGGAACAACAGAAUGGGACUCUUCGGUGACAGGCAGCCAGUCAUUGAUCACUGGCCCGCAAACUGGCUGGAAAUGGCAGACCUUCGAUGCAGAAGCAGAUAUCCCUGAGACCACAGUCCACCAGGUUUUGAUGACAUUGGUUUUCCCGGGAUCCGAUGCCGAAAUGCCCCAAAAGAUAUCAUCUGCCUUCGCUCACAUUCCUUCAAACCUGCCUUUGGUUCACCUUCCAUCGACGUCCAAUUCCUUCACUACCUAUUCACAACACAAUACAUUCCCGUUUUUGGUCGAAUACAGCAAUCUGGUCGAAGCGCUUGCUGCAAUUCGGGACAUCCCCAGUGAUUCUUCCAGCUGGGAAUCCUUUGACGCAAAUCCGGUCGAGAUUGAGCACAAAACGUGGAUCAUGAAAAGCAGAAGGAUAGGUAAACCAGGCAGCCUUUCUCUGUGGGCCCAAAGUACAUGCGCAGAGUUUCUUGAUCUUCUCAAGAAUGCACAACCACUCGAUAUUCCUAUUAUGGUUCUGGGCUACUUGUCGAUGCACUUGACUUUUAUCUCUCUAUUUAUGAGCAUGAAAAAGCUGGGGUCAAGAGUUUGGCUAGCUACGAGCGUCUUGUUAUCGUCAACAUUUGCCUUCCUGCUGGCGCUUCACGUGUCAAUCAAACUUGGAGUUCCAGUAAACAUGAAACUACUAUCCGAAGGACUCCCUUUUUUGGUUGUGAUCAUUGGCUUUGAAAAAAACAUCACUUUGACAAGUGCUGUUCUAUCCCACUCAGUGGAGCAUCGAAAUCGAUACAAGAAGCAUUCCCAAGAUAUCAGAGACACUCGGAUGGAAAGUACCAUCCAGUAUGCGAUCCGGAGCGCAAUUAACGACAAGGGAUAUAGCAUUUCUUGUCACUACUUCGUUGAAAUUUUGCUGCUUGUCCUUGGAGCUGCAGCAAAUGUGCAAGGUGGGUUACGACACUUCUGUGUUCUGGCUGCUUUGAUUCUUUUUUUCGACUUCCUGCUUCUGUUUACCUUCUACGUCGCUAUCAUGUCCAUCAAACUUGAGGUUAAUCGCAUCAAACGUCAUUUCGAUACGCGAUACGCCCUACAGGAUGAAGGUCUCAGCCAAAAACUUGCUGAAAGCGUGGCCAAAGACAAUGAUUUCGAGAAAGACGUGAGCCGAUCCCUGCUUGGCAAGGAUGGAAAGACCAACAGCAUUCCCAAGUUCAAAUUCUGGAUGGUGGUGGGUUUCUUUGCCGUGAACCUUGCCAAUAUCUGCUGCAUACCCUCUCAAUAUUCCUCCUCCGGCACGACGCUUUCAAAUAUAUCUUCAUGGACCAGAGGUCUCAGUGGCAUUUCUAUGACACCACCUCUUGACCCCUUCAAAGUGGCUGGAAAUGGGCUUGAUGAGUUGCUUUUCCAGGCCAGGGCACGAGAUCAAUCAACCGUGAUUACCGUUCUCAGUCCAAUCAAUUAUGAGCUGAUAUAUCCUUCAACUCAUUAUGUUACCCCGUUUAACGCGAGGACCAGUGACCAACAACAAAAAUCAACACGUGAGCUUUCGGGUUUAUAUGCAAAGUUGUGCGAUAAUGGACUUGGUGAUGGAGUUGUGGAUGGACUGUUGACUAGUCUCGAAGAUCCUGUUCUUUCUAAAUGGAUAUUCGUGACACUUGUUUUGAGUGUCGCUUUGAACGACUAUUUGUUCAAGGCGGCCAGACUGGGAAUCAAAGAUCCCAAUCAUCCGGGUCUUCCAAUUGAUUCUAAUGAACUUACUCGUGCAGAAACGUUCAACGCUGCCCAGGUUCUGACCUCGGAACUUAUCUUAAGUCCGCAAGUUCCUCAGAAAAAUGGCACAACUUCUGGAGGUGUCGGUCACAACAAGGAUUCACAACCGACAAUAGAAACAAUAGGAAGUCUCACCACAAGAGAUCGAGCACUUGAGAAGAAAACCUCAAUUCCUGCCUUCAAACCCGAAGUUGAUCAUUUGUCCAACCUGACACCUAUUUAUGAGCUCUCUGAUGAGACUGUCGUUGCUCUGUCUUUGCAAGGGAGAAUCCCGGGAUAUGCAUUAGAAAAGAAACUCAAAGACUGCACUCGAGCCGUGAAAGUUCGUCGAUCCAUCAUUUCCAGGACACCGUGUACCGAGGAUAUUACCAACACGCUUGAAAACUCAAAGCUACCAUAUGAGCACUAUGAUUGGGAACGUGUUCUCGGGGCUUGCUGUGAAAACGUGAUUGGGUACAUGCCCGUCCCUGUUGGGGUAGCCGGUCCUAUUGUCAUUGAUGGAAAAAGCUAUUUCAUCCCUAUGGCUACAACAGAGGGUGUACUAGUUGCAAGCGCUAGUCGGGGAAGCAAGGCAAUCAACCUAGGUGGCGGAGCCGUCACUGUUCUCACCGGCGACGGCAUGACGCGAGGCCCAUGUAUAAGCUUCGAAGUUCUCGAACGAGCAGGUGCUGCGAAGAAUUGGCUUGACUCGGAAGCCGGUCAGACCUUGAUGAAGGAUGCAUUUGAUUCAACGAGCAGAUUCGCGCGCUUGCAGAGUAUGCGGACUACUAUUGCUGGUACCCACUUGUACGUCCGAUUCAAGACUACUACUGGCGAUGCUAUGGGGAUGAACAUGAUCUCCAAGGGUGUUGAGCAUGCUCUGAAUGUGAUGGCGACCGAUGCAGGCUUUGACGAUAUGAAAAUUGUGACUUUGUCAGGGAAUUAUUGUACCGAUAAGAAGCCGUCAGCUCUAAAUUGGAUCGACGGACGCGGAAAGGGGAUUGUAGCGGAAGCCAUCAUCCCCGCGAAUGUCGUGAGAGACGUUUUGAAAAGUGACGUGGAUAGCAUGGUCCAACUGAAUAUCUCGAAAAACCUCAUUGGAUCCGCAAUGGCAGGCUCCACUGGUGGUUUCAAUGCCCAAGCUGCAAACCUAGUGGCAGCAGUUUUCAUUGCCACUGGUCAAGAUCCCGCACAAGUUGUGGAGGGUGCAAAUUGCAUAACCCUUAUGAAUAAUCUUCGUGGCUCGCUCCAAAUAUCUGUCUCUAUGCCGUCCAUUGAGGUUGGAACAUUAGGAGGUGGCACCAUUUUGGAGCCACAGGGAGCAAUGCUUGCGAUGCUUGGUGUCCGUGGAUCGCACCCAACCACACCCGGUGAAAAUGCACGCCAGCUUGCGCGUAUUGUUGGGGCCGUUGUUUUGGCUGGGGAACUCUCCUUGUGUGCUGCUUUGGCUGCUGGUCACCUCGUGAAGGCGCAUAUGGCACACAAUCGAGCUACUCCGGCACCCUAA